GCCGCGAGCCUUGUACGGCACCGUCCGCCCGUAUAUAUGCGCGUGCGCGCCACCGCGCUCUCUGUCGCCGCCCGCCACCAGACGCAGUGUUGACGAGCGAGUGCAGUUUGAGCGAGCGAGUCAGCAGCAGUAGCCGACAUGUGUGACGACGAUGCGGGCGCGCUUGUAGUGGACAAUGGCUCCGGCAUGUGCAAGGCAGGCUUCGCCGGUGACGACGCGCCGCGCGCCGUCUUCCCGUCUAUCGUGGGCCGUCCUCGCCACCAGGGUGUAAUGGUGGGCAUGGGUCAAAAAGACUCGUACGUGGGUGACGAGGCCCAGAGCAAGAGAGGUAUCCUCACUUUGAAAUACCCCAUCGAGCAUGGUAUUAUCACUAACUGGGACGACAUGGAAAAGAUCUGGCAUCACACCUUUUACAACGAGUUACGCGUCGCGCCUGAAGAGCACCCAAUCCUGCUUACAGAGGCCCCGCUCAACCCAAAGGCCAACCGCGAGAAAAUGACACAGAUUAUGUUCGAGACUUUUAACUGCCCCGCCAUGUAUGUCGCCAUCCAGGCCGUGCUCUCUCUUUAUGCUUCUGGUCGUACCACCGGUAUUGUGCUGGACUCCGGUGACGGCGUCUCCCAUACUGUGCCCAUUUAUGAAGGUUACGCCCUUCCCCAUGCUAUUCUCCGCCUAGACUUGGCCGGACGCGACUUGACCGAUUACCUUAUGAAGAUCCUCACGGAGAGAGGCUACUCCUUCACCACCACCGCCGAGCGAGAAAUUGUUCGCGACAUUAAGGAGAAGCUAUGCUACGUCGCGCUGGACUUUGAGCAGGAGAUGCAGACGGCGGCGGCGUCCACGUCACUGGAGAAGUCAUAUGAGCUUCCCGACGGUCAAGUCAUCACCAUCGGUAACGAGAGGUUCCGCUGCCCCGAGGCUCUCUUCCAGCCGUCCUUUUUAGGCAUGGAAUCGUGCGGUAUUCACGAGACCGUGUACAAUUCCAUCAUGAAGUGCGACGUCGACAUCCGCAAGGAUUUGUACGCUAACACAGUACUAUCCGGCGGCACCACCAUGUACCCAGGUAUCGCCGACAGGAUGCAGAAAGAGAUCACCGCUCUCGCUCCCUCCACCAUUAAGAUCAAGAUCAUCGCUCCCCCCGAGAGGAAGUACUCCGUAUGGAUCGGUGGCUCCAUUCUGGCCUCCCUGUCCACCUUCCAGCAGAUGUGGAUCUCGAAGCAAGAGUAUGACGAGUCGGGCCCCGGAAUCGUGCACCGCAAAUGUUUCUAAUAAAUUUAUGUAUCUCGUGCGCUUUUAUUCGAAUUUUAUACCGGCCACUGUACAAAUGUAUUUACUUUGCUCACGCUCUCGGAGACUGCUCGCUCUUGCGUUAUCGUGUAAGUGAUUUAAUUAAGGCAAUGUGGU
Messenger RNA from Hyposmocoma kahamanoa, 1404 nucleotides. RefSeq names its product actin, muscle-type A2 (gene A2). The coding region runs from base 139 to 1269 and encodes 376 amino acids. The transcript is spliced from 2 exons. Gene Ontology annotation, biological process: mitotic cytokinesis. Lineage: Eukaryota; Metazoa; Arthropoda; Insecta; Lepidoptera; Cosmopterigidae. The record is from RefSeq and is a predicted model, not a curated record.